Bubalus bubalis (water buffalo) is the source of this 7491-nucleotide messenger RNA. RefSeq names its product SET domain containing 5 (gene SETD5). The transcript has 28 exons. The record is from RefSeq and is a predicted model, not a curated record. Gene Ontology annotation, molecular function: protein binding. Lineage: Eukaryota; Metazoa; Chordata; Mammalia; Artiodactyla; Bovidae. Bases 1006 to 5499 code for a protein of 1497 amino acids.
GUGGCGUUUCCGCUCGGGCAGCGGGCUGAGUGAGCUGCUACCGCCGCCGCCGCCGCCGCCGGGGGAGGGGCGGCCGCCGCCCGCCUGCGCUCAGAGACUCACGCAGCCCCAGUCCCGCCAGUCCGCCAACACUGUAGUGCCGGCCCCCCUCCUUCCCUGGCCCUUCCCCCUCCCCGCCUUUGGCUCGCUCCGCCUUUCUGCCCCCCACCCCCACCUCACGGGCACGGGCCAUUCCCGGCCAGGAAACGCCGUGGCGCCGCGUUGGGCCUAACUCGAGUCCUGCUGCCUCCCGGGAGUGCCGUGCGCCGCAGCCCGGGCCCAGGCCUGGGACAAGGUCUUCACAGCUUCUGGCAGAUAAUUUUGGGGGACUUCAUAUUCAGAGGUCUAUAAAAAGGAUUCCUCAUGUCCAUAACAUGUUGGUUGAGGCUCUGCAGCUCACCCCCACUCUCAGAGUGGCCAGUCUCCAAUAAUUGGACCCCGUGAUUUCCACUCUCUGCUGUGUUGGACGUCAUGAGCAUUGCAAUCCCUCUGGGAGUCACCACACCAGAUACAUCCUACUCAGAUAUGGCUGCUGGAUCAGACUAAGAGCAGCUUUAGGAAUUCAGAAUUUGUCGAAAAGUCCAAUCCCUAAAAUAGACUCUCUGUUCUUGAAGAAUUUAAAUGCCAAAUGGCAAUGAAGAAAGGAAGUGGAAGCCCCCUACCUUUCAAGACGAAGUGGCACUACACCAGGAUGUGAAAGUCCAGCGAAAGAGACCCAAGGGGCCUAGGGGGCAGCACACCCCCAGAAGCCAAGUCUAUUCCAGGCAGUACCAGGGAUUAGGGUCUGGGCUGGAAAAAUCCUGGUGUUUUGAAUAUGUUCAGGUCCAGUUCAGACUCUUGAUCCCACAGCCACUUCUUGAGUGAGGGUAUCCUGUCUUGGUAGUGAAUGGAAGAGGGCCUGGUCCCUGGGGCAGUGCAGAAGGCACUUUCAUCAUCUCACUCACUGCAAAUGUCAUGUGAGGUUUCAUGGAAGUAUUAAGAGAUCCAAUUAAGAAGAAUAGUUCUGAGUCUAAACCAGCCCAGAGUGGCUUCUCUAGGGGAAACUCCCUGCUCAGCUGCCCUGAAUCUGUGGAGGCUAGUCCAGCAGUUAAUGAGAAGAGCGUGUAUUCCACUCAUAAUUAUGGGACCACUCAGAGGCAUGGGUGUCGAGGACUGCCUUAUGCUGAUCAUAAUUACGGAGCCCCUCCUCCUCCGACACCUCCUGCUUCUCCCCCUGUCCAGACGAUCAUCCCUCGUUCUGACCUGAAUGGCCUGCCGUCGCCCGUAGAGGAACGCUGUGGAGACAGCCCGAACUCUGAAGGAGAGACUGUUCCUUCCUGGUGUCCUUGUGGUCUUUCUCAGGAUGGCUUCCUUCUCAACUGUGACAAGUGCAGGGGAAUGAGCAGGGGGAAGGUUAUUAGACUUCAUCGGCGGAAGCAGGACAACAUAUCAGGUGGGGAUAGCAGUGCAACAGAAAGCUGGGAUGAGGAGCUUUCUCCUUCCACUGUGUUGUAUACAGCAACACAGCACACACCUACAAGCAUCACCUUAACUGUUAGAAGAACCAAACCCAAGAAGCGGAAAAAGAGUCCAGAGAAGGGUCGUGCAGCACCAAAGACGAAGAAAAUCAAGGCAUUUCGAGAGGGAUCCCGGAAGUCCUUGCGGAUGAAGAAUUCUCCUUCUGAGGCACAAAAUUUAGAUGAGAAUACAACUGAGGGAUGGGAAAAUCGGAUAAGAUUAUGGACUGAUCAGUAUGAAGAAGCCUUCACUAAUCAGUACAGUGCAGAUGUACAGAACGCCCUUGAACAACAUCUACACUCUAACAAGGAAUUUGUGGGCAAACCUGCUGUUUUAGACACUAUUAAUAAGACUGAAUUGGCCUGUAAUAAUACAGUUAUUGGGUCCCAAAUGCAGCUACAAUUGGGAAGAGUCACUCGUGUUCAGAAGCACCGGAAGAUCCUGAGGGCUGCAAGAGAUUUGGCUUUGGACACUCUUAUAAUAGAAUAUCGAGGCAAAGUCAUGUUACGGCAGCAAUUUGAGGUCAAUGGGCAUUUCUUCAAAAAACCAUACCCCUUUGUGCUCUUCUACUCAAAAUUCAAUGGUGUAGAGAUGUGUGUGGAUGCACGUACUUUCGGUAAUGAUGCUCGAUUCAUCAGAAGAUCAUGUACACCAAAUGCAGAGGUGCGACACAUGAUUGCAGAUGGGAUGAUUCAUCUCUGUAUCUAUGCUGUUUCUGCUAUCACCAAGGAUGCUGAGGUCACCAUAGCAUUUGAUUAUGAGUACAGUAACUGUAAUUAUAAAGUGGACUGUGCAUGUCACAAGGGGAACCGGAAUUGCCCUAUACAAAAAAGGAAUCCCAAUGCUGCAGAACCACCACUCCCACCUCCUCCAAGCCUACCUACCAUUGGAGCAGAGACGAGACGUAGAAAAGCACGACGGAAAGAGCUAGAGAUGGAGCAGCAGAAUGAGGCCCCUGAAGAGGAUAACAGCCAGCAACCAGAGCAAGCUCCUGAGAAAGUAACUGUAUCCAGUGACCAUGAGGAAAUAGACAAUCCAGAAGAAAAAGCAGAAGAGGAGAAAGAAGAGGUUGCAGAUGACCAGGAGAGCCCAGCUCAUAGCAGGAGGACCCGGGAAGAUAGGAAGGUUGAAGCCAUCAUGCAUGCUUUUGAAAACUUAGAGAAAAGAAAGAAGCGGCGAGAUCAGCCCUUGGAACAAAGCAGUUCUGAUGUAGAGAUUGCUGCCACCACCUCAGAGACUCCUUUGGGAGAGGAGACAAAAACUGAAGCCCCUGAACCUGAAGUUAGCAACCCUGCUUCAAAUGUUGCCGUCACAAGCAACCCACAGAGUGUUGGAGUGAACACCCGGAGGUCUUCCCAAGCAGGAGAUAUUGCUGCAGAAAAACCAGUCCCCAAACCACCUCCAGCAAAGCCUUCUCGGCCCCGACCUAAGAGUCGAAUUUCUCGGUACCGGACCAGUUCAGCCCAAAGACUAAAGCGUCAAAAGCAGGCCAUUGCACAGCAGGCAGAGCUGUCACAAGCUGCCUCGGAAGAAGGGGGAAAUAACAGCUCAGUAACUCCUACUGAAGCUGGAAAUGUAGACAGUUCGGGAGAAAACAGGCAAUUAACAGGGUCUGACCCAACUGUGGUAUCAGUUACUGGAUCCCAUGUCAACCGUGCUGCAUCUAAAUACCCCAAAACCAAAAAGUAUCUAGUUACAGAAUGGUUGAAUGACAAAGCUGAGAAGCAAGAAUGUCCUGUUGAGUGCCCUUUACGUAUCACCACGGACCCAACUGUACUGGCAACGACCCUGAACAUGUUACCUGGUCUUAUCCAUUCCCCGUUAAUUUGCACCACCCCCAAACACUACAUUCGCUUUGGCUCACCCUUUAUCCCUGAGAGGCGUCGAAGGCCACUUCUGCCUGAUGGCACGUUCAGCUCCUGUAAAAAGCGAUGGAUAAAGCAAGCCUUGGAAGAAGGGAUGACCCAAACAUCAUCUGUACCCCAAGAGACUAGAACUCAGCACCUAUACCAAAGUAAUGAGAACAGUAAUUCUUCUAGUAUCUGCAAAGACAAUGCAGACUUGUUGAGCCCAUUAAAGAAAUGGAAGUCUCGCUAUCUGAUGGAGCAGAAUGUCACCAAGUUACUGCGGCCUCUUUCUCCAGUCACACCACCCCCUCCCAAUCCAGGCUCAAAGAGCCCCCAGCUGACCACACCUGGCCCAUCUCACCCAGAAGAGGAGUGUCGAAAUGGAUACAGCCUCAUGUUCUCACCAGUCACAUCUCUUACUACUGCUAGUCGCUGCAAUACUCCUCUGCAAUUUGAGAACAUAUCCUCCCCUGAGAGUUCCCCUGCGAAUAGGCCCGAGUCCCUGUCACCCGAGCUUUGUCACCGAAAAGACCUGGACUUGACAAAAGUAGGCUACCUUGACUCCAACACUAACAGCUGUGCUGACAGACCUUCCCUGAUCAACUCGGGUCAUUCUGACCUGUCUCCUCAUCCCUCUGUCGGACCCACCUCUGAGACUGGUUUUACAAGCAGAAGUGGAGAAGGACAUCAGACUCUUGGGAGAAACUCGGACCAGACAUUUCGGACAGAGUUUAACUUGAUGUAUGCCUACUCCCCAUUGAACGCUAUGCCUCGAGCAGAUGGAUUGUAUCGAGGGUCUCCCCUAGUAGGGGAUAGAAAGCCUUUACAUUUGGAUGGGGGCUAUUGUUCCCCUGCAGAAGGCUUUCCCAGCAGAUAUGAACAUGGUUUUCUGAAAGACCUCUCUCGUGGAUCCAUGUCACCUGGUGGCGAAAGGACUUGUGAAGGAGUCCCAUCUGUCCCCCAGAACCCACCACAGAGGAAAAAGGUAUCCCUGUUGGAGUACCGCAAACGGAAACAAGAAGCCAAGGAAAAUUCUGCUGGUGGGGGAGGUGACUCCACACAGAGCAAAAGCAAGUCUGCAGGAGCUGGGCAAGGCGGCAGUAACUCACUUUCUGACACUGGUGCCCAUGGUGUGCAGGGAUCCUCAGCCCGAACCCCAUCUUCCCCUCACAAAAAAUUCUCCCCGUCUCAUUCCUCUAUGUCUCAUCUGGAGGCGGUAAGCCCAUCAGAUUCCAGAGGCACUUCGUCUCACUGCAGACCUCAAGAGAGUAUCAGCAGUAGGUGGAUGGUUCCCACAUCGGUAGAACGACUCCGAGAAGGAGGGAGCAUCCCCAAGGUCCUCCGAAGCAGUGUGAGGGUGGCCCAAAAAGGAGAGCCUUCUCCCACAUGGGAGAGUAACAUCACAGAGAAAGACUCAGACCCUGCCGAUGGUGAAGGCCCAGACACACUGAGCUCAGCACUCUCUAAAGGAGCAGCCGUUUACAGCCCUUCCAGAUACACCUACCAGCUCCUGCAGUGUGAUAGUCCACGGACAGAAUCACAAAGCCUCCUUCAACAGAGUUCCUCCCCCUUUAGAGGACAUCCCACCCAGUCUCCGGGAUACAGUUAUCGAACUACUGCACUGAGACCUGGGAACCCCCCUUCUCAUGGUUCUUCAGAAUCCUCCCUCUCUUCCACGUCCUAUUCCAGCCCCGCCCACCCUGUGUCCACAGACUCGUUGGCCCCAUUUACGGGGACACCAGGGUAUUAUAGCAGCCAGCCACAUUCUGGAAACAGCACCGGCAGCAGUCUUCCAAGGAGGAGCUGCCCUUCUAGUGCUGCUAGCCCUACCCCACAGGGCCCCUCAGACUCGCCGACCUCAGACUCGGUUUCCCAGUCCAGCACAGGAACUCUGAGUUCCACCUCCUUUCCUCAGAACUCUAGGUCGUCAUUGUCAUCAGACUUCCGGACUAUCAGUCUGCCCAGUGCUGGGCAGUCAGCUGCCUACCAGGCCUCCAGGGUAUCUGCGGUUUCCAAUUCACAGCACUACCCACAUCGAGGGAGUGGGGGUGUGCACCAGUACCGACUCCAGCCACUGCAGGGGUCGGGGGUCAAGACUCAGACAGGACUUUCCUAGGGCUUCUGGAUUUGGGCAAACAGAACUUGAAUGAGCCCAUAGCUGCUUCCUUCCAGCUGCCUCUGGAACCUAGGCCGAGCAUAUUGCUGGGGAAGGGGGUACAAGGUGCCAGAGGAUUGGGUCUGGUCGACAAGAAACAAGACUUGUGGUCACGACUGGCUCUGGCCUUGGAGAAAGAUGUAAAUCUUGUCUGAAGCAGAGACUAUAAAGAAGUUUCUCCCUGCUGUUAAGGGUACAUUGUUGACAAGCAAAUGGUGUUUUCGGUUAGUAACAAUUCUAAGUGCAAUGAGUUGUGUUGAAGCCUCCAUCUCCCAUCCUUGCCUGUAGCCCAUAGUCACUUGUGCAGUGAGGACAUCUUUUUAAAUCCAAAAAAGAUAAAAGUUUUCAAAGGAAAAAGUGAAAAGAGCCAAUCUCAAAGCCCCAAGCCAUCUGAGUAGUGUUAGGGUUUUAUGCACUUAAGAAAAAAGGUGGGUAUAUAAAAUAACCAUUCCAAAAGCAGGUAUCUGGCCAAGGUGUGUUCACUGAGAAUAUUCCUUACCUUUGUCUUAAAAACACCAAGAGGCAGGGAUAGUGAAGCUUGGUGUGUGCUCUGAGGGGUUCCUGGAUCUCUGAAGAAGUACUCAUGGUCAGUUCUUGACUAUUCAGAAGCAGAUUAUCGUAGUAAAUUGUCUGAGCCCCCAGCUGGUACCAACCCACUCCCCUUCCCCAAGCUGUUUCACAGCUCAGUAACCCAUGAAGUAAGUAGGCAAAGAAAAGAGAGAUGGGCCAAUUGCAUUGCUACUUACCAGCCAUUGACAAUGCAUUUGAUUAGGAAGGUCCCAAGUAGUUUGGGAGUUCUUUGAAUUUUAUUUUUUCUACUCCUAGUUAAUCAGGAGUUGCCAAUCCCCUGAGUAGGACCGCCUCCAUGAUUGGAGAGCAUGCACUCGUGACUGCAGGGUAAGAGUGGAAAGCUUUGAUUGUGGAAUGGCACCGACAGGACUGUGAUUGUGUGUGGGCAUGUCCCACGUUUCUUUGGGAGAUGCUUAUUUGAGCGUGGCCCAGAUGAGAGUGUUUUAAAGCCACCCACACACCUAAUGACAGCUGUUCUGGAUGAGAGAUGAGAGCAGACUGGCUUCUCCCCAUCAGUGCAUUGUGCCUGUUGUACACCCCUGGAGGAGCCCUGGGGCCAGCCAGGUGGGGUACACAAUCUUUUUAAAUUCCAUACGGUUGCCAGCUUAUUUCUUUCACUUGUUUACUGUAAUAUCCGGCGUGUUUUUAUUUAUCUAAUUUUUGUAUUCAGUUAUAACCAUGGUAGGGGUAGCAAAUAUCUGACAGGUGUAAUCCCUGGUGCUGCAGUGGACCUUACUUCUUUCUUUUGGACAAGAUAAUACUGUGAGUCUCCCUCCUUCCCUCCAAUUUGUUUUUUCCUUUUUUCCCUCAGCCUCUUGCAUCCCCUUUUCUUUCUACCCUCUCCUACAACUAUCAUAUGCACAGUCUUCUCUCUUUGUGUGUGACUGUUACAAAAUUUCACUUUUUCAAAAUUCAAAUCAGGUGUUUGCUCAAAUGAGGGGAGAUUUUUUUUUAAUGCUGAAACGUCAGCAGAAUACUUUCCUUUAUGUUGUUUCCCCCACAAACCCAUCAGUCUGGGAGAGCGUUGGAGUGGAAAUCAUGUUGCCUGGGAUGCUGGUUUCUUUGUAUAUUAUAUAAAACGUAUGUAAAUGUCUCUCCAUUUGGGCUGGGGUUUGCAUUCUCCCCUUGGCUAUUAACCAAGGGGAGAGGCCAGCGGGCAGGCGGCCCUCACCCUGCCUGGCACGUGCAGAGACCCCAGCCACUCUGUGUGGGCAGGGUGCUGUCAAGACCAGACCUCUGGGGGGGGUGGGGCGGGGGGUGGGGGGGACUCUUGGAAGGGAAGAAGUAUCACUUCUUUCUCAAGUGGAGUGUUUACACCUUGCUGUAACAUUUGAACUUUCACAAGAGAUGUAAUAAUUUUGAUAAUAAAAUUCUUAACCAUAA